Messenger RNA from Prorocentrum cordatum, 628 nucleotides. Lineage: Eukaryota; Dinophyceae; Prorocentrales; Prorocentraceae. The record is from the annotation of a GenBank genome assembly.
GGCUGGUCUGUGGAAGGGCGCCGAGUUGUUCGCCCAGUACCUGGCCUUCUCGCAGGCCGUGCCAUCCUGCCCCGACUGCAGGCUGGUCUGCCCCGCGCUGUCUUGUCCAGCGCCGAACUUCUCGUGCCCGAGACUCGUGGCGCCCAACCUCACCUGCCAGGCCCCGCUGGUACAGCUUGCCUGUCCCGAGGUUCCUCAGGCGCCGUCGAUCAAUUUGUCCUGUCCUGUCGCCUACCCCUUGCCCGCCGAGGAGGAUUUCUUCGGCUACGAUCUGCCCUCCCUGACUGUCGGCGUGCUCGUCGGCAGCGUGGGCAGUGUGGGUGCCUCUUCGUGGGGAAGGCGACUUGGGUCCUCAUGCGGUAUGAUAUACCAGGGCCCGAAGUCUGGCACGAGCGCCCCAUCGCUGGGGUAUCUCGUCUCCACGAUCACGAACGACGGCGAUCACUAUGCAGAGGACUUCAGCCAGCAGAACGACGACAUUGCGGAGGUGAGGUGGAUCGGCCAGCCUGGGGACAUUCCAGUCGGCGUGGACGGUCGGCGGAUCUACAGGUUCCAGAACCCUCCCGAUGCGGCUACCUUCGAGCAGCUGAAGCGCGAGGGUGCCCUCAUGGUGGAGGGCCGCGUCGCG